This is a messenger RNA of Linum tenue, 2105 nucleotides long. Lineage: Eukaryota; Viridiplantae; Streptophyta; Magnoliopsida; Malpighiales; Linaceae. The record is from the annotation of a GenBank genome assembly.
UGAAAGACAGGCCCAGCCGAUACGGCGAUACCCAAGACCAGUGGUUAGUUGGCUCUUGGCUAUCGAAUUCAGAACGCACUGGGUUGACGAGAGUUUGAUCAAUUCUUUUCUACCCAAUCGAGAGUUGGAUCUUGAAGGAUGAAAAGUUUACAAUUUUCGCUCCCCGGAGCUUAGAACAAUCCCUCGUUGCCUUUUUUGGGAUGUCGCUCCUCCUUUAGUGUAAGAGCAGCGAAGGGUUCAAUAGAUGGGGAAAUUAGCAGUAGCGUUGAUAGUGAGCUCAUGGGCGAUUCCAGUAUCCAUCGUCGUCAAUCGGAUCGUGACCGCGCCUUACAUGGAUGAGAUAUUCCACAUACCACAGGCGCAGCAGUACUGCAAGGGCAAUUUCUUGAGUUGGGAUCCGAUGAUAACUACCCCUCCUGGCUUGUACUAUCUCUCACUUGCGCAUGUUGCUUCUUUUUUUCCAGGCGUGUAUGCUGUGGAAGGUGUAUCAUCUCAGUACUUUGAGUGGUGCUCGGUUUCAAUCCUUCGGUCCACGAACGUUGUGUUGGCUGUUUUGUGCAGUGUUCUUAUCUAUGACAUAAUUACCUGCGUGAGACCUGCUCUUGGUGAAAGGAAAGCAACAUUUCUGUCUGUUGUCCUGGCGCUCUACCCUCUUCAUUGGUUCUUCACUUUCCUUUACUAUACAGAUGUUGCAUCGCUUACGAUGGUGCUGGCAAUGUACCUUGCUUGUUUAAAGAAGAAGUACUUCUUCAGUGCCCUGCUUGGUGCGUUUUCAGUUUUCACUCGACAGACAAACAUUGUAUGGGUAGUUUUUGUUGCAUGCAGUGGAGUAAUAGAUAUUACCUCGCCCCUUAUAAAGGAAACUGAAAUAGUAGACUUGAGCUCAGGAGAUGACACCAUUGAGGUAGUUUCGAACUAUCAUGCCGCUACAGCUGGAAACAUGAGAAGAAGAAGAAAGUUCAAUGAUGCCGUGGAGAGUGAUAAAACUCCGGUGCUUGUUAGAAAUGCCUCUGUAAUAAUCAAUUCCACAGGUUUCCUUGACGAGAUUCGAACAAUCUGUUUGAAAUCAUGGCUAAUGAAGUGGAGGAUUUUAUUGUCCUUCACCCCUUUCCUCAUGGUAUUGGUGGCUUUUGUUGCUUUUGUCCGUUGGAAUGGCAGCGUGGUCCUUGGUGCAAAAGAAGCUCACACUGUGUCUCCUCAUUUUGCCCAACUAAUGUAUUUUAGUCUAAUCUCUGCUCUUGCUGCAGCUCCUUUGCAUUUCUCACUGAGUCAUUGUGUAGCCCUGUUCUGGUGGUCCUGGAAGAAGGGUACCCUAAGUUUUUGUCAAUGGCUUAUUGCUCUGGCAGCUGGGUUCCUCUCUGUGCACCUUUUCAGCAUAGCUCACCCGUAUCUUCUAGCUGACAACCGACACUACACCUUCUACCUCUGGCGGAAGGUUGUCAACGCUCACCAGUUGGGGAAAUACUUUCUUGUUCCUUUCUACAUCUACUCCUGGUUUUCAAUCUUCAGGACGCUAGGUCGGUGUUGGUUAUUCUAGCUUCCAACUCAGUUCUUGCUUUAUGUUCUGCUUCUGCCCUCAAGCAGGUCUGAGUUCGUCAUUUUGUUAUUCUAUGUAUAUUUGUCAGGGAAAGUUCGACCAAGAGUAUGGGUUCUAGCAUAUUUCUUGGCGACAGCAGCAGUACUUGUUCCUGCUCCUCUAAUCGAGUUGAGAUACUACACCUUGCCAUUCUUUUUCCUGAUGCUCCACUCCUCCAUCAGCUACAGAAGUUUGAUGCUGAUGGGUCUCGUGUAUACCGCCAUCAAUGCUUUCACAAUGACCAUGUUCUUGUUCCGUCCGUUUCAAUGGAGUCAUGAACCUGGCCUCCAGAGGUUUAUUUGGUAGAUUUCAGUCUUCAGAUCAUAUAUAGCUUUCACAAUAGAUUGAUUGCUCUAUGUACUAGCCCUCCAAUUUUCUUCAUCUUUUGCUUGCCCCUUUUGUAGCAUGUUUCCAGACUUGGGACGUUAAAUUGGAUAUAAUGGUCACAAAGUGCAAAGUUAUGGUUGUACAAGUGCUCAAAAUCAACUCUUAUGGUUAUACAAGUGAUCAAAAUUAACGGAGUUGGACG